AUGCUCCCCACGGACGAGCCCCUGUCCCACCUGGGCCCCUCACUGCUGCUGUUGCUGCAGCUGCAGCUACUGCUCCCCCCCGCAUCUGCCUUCUUCCCCAAUAUCUGGAGCCUUCUGGCUGCCCCCGGCUCCAUCACCCACCAGGACCUGACCGAGGAGGCGGCGCUCAACGUCACCCUGCAGCUCUUCCUGGAGCAGCCGCCCCCAGGUCGGCCCCCCCUUCGCCUUGAGGACUUCCUGGGCCGCACCCUCCUUGCCGACAACCUCUUUGCCGCCUACUUUGGACCUGGGUCUCCUUCCCGGCGGUUCCGAGCAGCCUUAGGAGAGGUGUCUCGUGCCAAUGCCGCCCAGGACUUCCUGCCGACUUCCAGGAAUGACCCUGACUUGCACUUUGACGCCGAGCGGCUGGGCCAGGGGCGCACACGCCUGGUGGGAGCUCUAGGGGAGACUGUGGUGGCAGCCAGAGCCCUUGACCACACCCUGGCCCGCCAGCGCCUCGGGGCUGCGCUUCAUGCCUUGCAGGAUUUCUACAGUCACAGCAACUGGGUGGAACUGGGGAAGCAGCAGCCACACCCUCACCUCCUCUGGCCAAGGCAGGGGCUGCAGAACCUGGCGCAAGUGGGCGAUCCUACCUGCUCCGACUGUGACGAGUGGAGCUGCCCCGGGAAUUUGCUGGGCUUCACACUCCUCACCUCUGGCUACUUUGGAACUCAUCCCUCCAAACCUCCAGGGAAAUGUAGCCAUGGGGGCCAUUUUGACCAGAGCAGCUCCCAGCCACCACGGGGAGGCAUCAACAAGGAUAGCACAUCCCCAGGCUUCUCCCCCCACCACAUGCUGCACCUCCAGGCUGCAAACCUGGCCCUUCUGGCCUCCAUCCAGGCCUUCAGCCUCCUACGAAGCCGCCUGGGAGACAGGGGUUUCUCCAGGCUUCUGGACAUCACCCCAGCCUCCAGCCUGAGCUUCGUCCUGGACACCACAGGCAGUAUGGGCGAGGAGAUCAAUGCCGCCAAAAUCCAGGCUCGCCACAUUGUGGAGCAGCGACGGGGUGGCCCCAUGGAGCCCACCCACUAUGUCCUGGUGCCUUUCCAUGACCCAGGGUUUGGCCCCGUCUUUACAACCAGUGACCCUGACAGUUUCUGGCAACAACUCAAUGAGAUACAUGCCUUGGGAGGUGGAGAUGAGCCCGAGAUGUGCCUGUCAGCCCUGGAGCUGGCCCUGCUGCACACACCUCCACUCUCAGACAUCUUCGUCUUCACUGACGCCUCCCCCAAGGAUGCCUUUCUCACCAAUCGGGUGGAAUCUCUGACUCAGGAGCGGCGUUGCAGAGUCACAUUCCUGGUGACUGAAGACCCAUCUAGGGUUCAGGGCCGACCUCGGCGUGAGGUCUUGUCCCCUCUGCGUUUUGAGCCGUAUGAAGCGGUGGCGCUGGCCUCAGGAGGAGAGGUGAUCUUCACCAAAGACCAGUACAUUCAGGAUGUGGCAGCCAUUGUUGGGGACAGCGUAUCUGACCUGGUGACCCUUCCCCUGGAGCCUCCUGUUGUGGUGCCUGAGAGGCCACUUGUGUUCAGUGUGGAUGGGCUGCUCCGGAGGGUCACAGUCCGGAUCCAUGGGGAGGUCAGCAGCUUCUGGAUCAGAAACCCUGCAGGGGUCUCCCAGGGCCAGGAGGAAGGUGAGGGGCCUCUAGGUCAUACUCGCCGCUUUGGGCAGUUCUGGAUGGUGAACAUGAAUGACCCCCUGCAGACAGGAACCUGGGAGAUCCAGGUCACAGCCAAGGGUACCCCCCGGGUGAGAGUGCAAGCCCAGACCUCCCUGGAUUUCCUCUUCCACUUUGGGAUCCCCAUGGAGGAUGGACCCCACCCUGGCCUCUACCCCCUGACUCAACCAGUUGCAGGUCUCCAGACCCAGCUGCUGGUAGAAGUGACAGGGCUGGGCUCCAGAGGAAACCCUGGAGAUCCUCUGCCGCAUUUCUCCCACGUCGUCCUUCGAGGGGUCCCGUACGGUGCCGAGCUGGGCCGGGUGCCUCUGGAGCCCAUGGGACCCCGGGAGCGAGGUCUCCUCGCUGCCUCGCUACCGCCCGCGCUUCUGUCCACCGCGGGACCCUUCUCUCUGGAGCUGAUUGGCCAGGACGGAGUGGGGCAGGGCCUGCACCGGGCGGCCCCCCAGCCCUGUGCUGUAGUUCCUGUCCUUCUGGAGCUCAGUGGUCCCCCGGGUUUCCUGGCGCCGGGCACCGAGGCCCCGCUCAGCCUCCGCAUCGCCAGCUUCUCGGGCCCUCAGGAUCUCGAUCUUAGGACAUCCGUCAACCCCAGCUUCGCUCUCACCUCCAACCUCUCCAGGGUUCGCCUGGAACAGAACGAGUCCGCCUGGGGGUGCCUGUGGCUGAAGGUACCAGACACAGCCGCCUCAGACUCCGUGGUGAUGGUGACUGUGACCGCGACGGAUCGAGAAGCCAGCACAGUACCCCCGGCCCAUGCCUUCCUCCGGCUCCUGGUGUGGGGCCCCGCCCCGCAGGACCAGCUCCCUGCCCCUGUCCACUCGACUGACCCUGUCCUCACAACCACCAGCCCUGCCUUUCAUCUUUCCACCUUGGUGACUCCAGGCAGGGCUGGGGGAGGGCUGGUGGGCAACCCCUGGUGGGGCACAGUUGGAGCCGUGCUGCUCCUUCUAGGCCUGGCCUCCUGGUGA
Molecule: messenger RNA, 2682 nt
Organism: Mesoplodon densirostris (Blainville's beaked whale)
Lineage: Eukaryota; Metazoa; Chordata; Mammalia; Artiodactyla; Ziphiidae
Gene: VWA7
Product: von Willebrand factor A domain containing 7
Exons: 16
Coding region: 1-2682 (893 amino acids)
Source: RefSeq, a predicted model, not a curated record